Dentiscutata erythropus is the source of this 679-nucleotide messenger RNA. Lineage: Eukaryota; Fungi; Glomeromycota; Glomeromycetes; Diversisporales; Gigasporaceae. The record is from the annotation of a GenBank genome assembly.
UUGUUCAUGAUGCCUUGUUAUGCUGAUACUAUCGUUAAAGUGAAUCAGAUUCGUCAAACUUGCAACGAGGAUUCAAAAUUGUUUGCCAUAUGGGCAGUUGGUGUUUAUUCUAUUGAGAAGAUUCCUAAUUCACAAUUGAUUUUUGAAACAAAUGAGUAUUAUUGUGUUGGCGGAAAAAUUGUGCUUGGAUCUUACAAUGGAAAUUUAAGAUUAAAAAUAACUGUCGCAUCCUCGACUCACCUUUCAAUUAAAAAAGAUUUCAGUUCAAAUAGGUGCCCAUUAAAAGUUUUGCUUGUUGGUGUUGCUCAGGAUGCACCUAAAGAGAUUAAUCAUGAAAACGCAAUACUUAAUGUAUUAGUAAAUGAUUGUGCCAGGCAAAUUUACAGUUUUACGAUCAAAGUCGUUUUUCUGCACCAUAAUUCUCGAUUCAAACAUUUAAUGAAUUCUACUCGAUUGCAUGAAUCAGUGCUUUUUGUUGUAGGGCAAAUAGAGAUUAUUAAAAAGGAUUUAUAUGUGUAUCCGUCGAUAUUUCUUAUAAAGAAGAAAGUUAAUAUUUCUGAGAAUACUCCAGCACUAUAUAGAUCCGUUCGUUCAAGACUUUUAAAUGUAUAUCAGAGUGUUAACGAAGAUUCAUCAAAAGCAGCCGGGAUGAAAAAUUCAGAUUUAGAUAACGAAAAGA